Messenger RNA from Oncorhynchus keta (chum salmon), 1577 nucleotides. RefSeq names its product trafficking regulator of GLUT4 1-like. Lineage: Eukaryota; Metazoa; Chordata; Actinopteri; Salmoniformes; Salmonidae. The coding region runs from base 452 to 1057 and encodes 201 amino acids. Gene Ontology annotation, cellular component: membrane. The record is from RefSeq and is a predicted model, not a curated record. The transcript is spliced from 6 exons.
ACAAAAGAGGGAGAGAGAGGCGAGGUAGCAACAUAGCAAGCACAAGAGCGCAGUUUGACAUCCCACGGCGUGGUCUGUAGCCUAAUUUUACCGUUACCGUUUACCAAGACAAUUUGGCGAAUUCUGGGUGGAGAUUUUAAUCGUAGUUUACUGAACUUGUGUUCUCUUUUCUCGCACGUUGCAUUUUCUGUAAUAUUUGGAAUUGUGAUCAAGAAAAGCAAAAUGUUAAGGAUAAUGUUUCAUGUCACUCAAUAAGAUCAGUAUUUACAGGACAGAGAAUAUCCGGAUGUCAAGUUGUAGAGGAAGUAAGGCCGGGAGUCAGUCCAAUGCACCUUAUCGGCAAACGCAUUGCACCUGACUUUUAAAGUUGAAGAAGAUCAAAAGUCCAAUCAAGACCAAUCAUCAAACAGGCCCAAACUACCAGUGAAAACAACAUCGUCCGCAUUCUGCCAUGGCUUCCAACACCAAUGCUGCCCCUAGUGGAGUGGAGGGAGAACAGCAGCCGGAACAGACUAUCACCUCCCAGCCAACCAGCGCUGAGCACCAAGAGACAGCCCCUGACUUCAGCCAAUCGGAAUGCAAAGACCACUUGGCAGUAAUCAGCGAGAAGAUGGAGACCAGUAAUGGAAUGUGUGCUGCCGACUCCUCGCCCACAUCUUCCAUCUCGUCCCCCAAGCGACUGCAACACGCAAAACCAACCAACGGCCGGGUGCGGAAAGGAAGCCGCUCUGGGUCCCUGCUGGGUCAUGGGGCAGGGUCUCCCAGGCCUUCCAUCAGCCGUCAGCCCAGCACUGUGACAGAGGAGGACAACGGCAAGCCCCCUAGGGACUACCUGAUCCUGGCCAUCCUGUCCUGCUUCUGUCCCUUGUGGCCCAUCAACAUCGUGGCUCUCGUCUUCUCUGUUAUGUCGAGGAACAGCCUGCAGCUGGGGAACGUUGACGGGGCGCGGCGUCUGGGCCGGAACGCAAUGGUGCUGUCCAUCGUCUCGCUAGUUGGCGGGGUCAUCAUCAUCAUCGCAGCCAUCGUCUUAAACUGGGGAAGUAUAAUAAAAUCCUGAGGGUCACCAUGGAAACCAGGAGCAAGAUCACAAGACAGCACACAAACAACCAUCCCAACCAGACUUUUCCCCUUUCCUACGAUCAAAACACUAUUCUACAAAAGCACCUAUUCUACAAAAGCACUAUUCUACAAAAGCAACCGACAGUAUAGUCCCUCGUCCUUUUUUUUGCUGCACGAGCAUGUAUGGCCUGUAAUAUGCUCUCUGAAACGGAUAGACAAGUCCCUCAUCUCUAGCUCCUACACCACGGACCCCAACGCUGCCACCAGUGGUGUAGUUCACGGUAAACGUAUGUAAACGCCGGAAACGCACGUAUUUCAUUUUGCUCGAGUGUUUACCCACCUUUUUGCAGACAAAUGCAUUAUUGACCGCGAACAGUGAUCAGGAGUUACCCGCCUAUUUUUGUUGACCACUCGUCACUGGCUGCCGCCAUCACUCAGAAAGUCGAAGGCGUCAUGUUGAACAACACUGAGGUAGGGAUAGACAGUGACAACCAGACUGGUUCCUCUGAAUAAGAGAG